Batrachochytrium dendrobatidis JAM81 is the source of this 1379-nucleotide messenger RNA. Its product is annotated as glutamate-5-semialdehyde dehydrogenase. The record is from RefSeq and is a predicted model, not a curated record. Gene Ontology annotation, molecular function: glutamate-5-semialdehyde dehydrogenase (NADP+) activity; NADP binding. The transcript is spliced from 5 exons. The coding region runs from base 1 to 1368 and encodes 455 amino acids. Lineage: Eukaryota; Fungi; Chytridiomycota; Chytridiomycetes; Rhizophydiales.
AUGGAAGCUCUGAAUAUUGCACAAACUGCAAGAAAUUCUGCAUUGGUUCUCCAAUCUGCUUCUAACCAACUGAAAAACGAUGCGCUCUUGCAUAUUCAUGCUGCUCUUAAAGCCAACAAGGAUUCUAUUUUGGCUGCAAACAGAUUGGAUUUAGAAAAAGCUAAAGCUCAGGUUGCAGAUGGUUCUCUUUCUGCUUCCCUAUUUAAACGACUGGAUUUGGCUGGACCCAGUGAUUCAAAGUUUGAUGCAUUGUUGCAAGGGGUGUUGGAUAUCAUCCAAUUGGACGAUCCAGUCGGAAAGGUCACUUUUGCUAGCCAACUAGAUGAUGGUCUCAACUUAUACAGAGUGACAUGCCCCGUUGGUGUUGCACUCAUCAUUUUUGAAGCCAGACCUGAAGUCGUUGUUCAGAUAUCAUCGCUGAUUCUUAAAUCCGGCAACGCAGUGAUCCUUAAAGGUGGAAAAGAGGCAGAUUGUUCUAAUCGGGCAUUGAUGGAAUGCAUUCAAUCGGCUUUGUCUGGGAUGAAUCAUUCUGGUGUUCCAGUGGGUGCUGUUCAGUUGGUAUCGUCCAGAGACGUGGUUGAUGGCUUGCUCAAAAUGGACGGUCUGAUUGAUCUGGUUAUUCCAAGAGGUGGUGCUGGAUUGGUCAAACAUGUUCGUGAAUCCACAAAGAUUCCUGUUUUGAGUCACGCUGAUGGGAUCUGCUCUGUCUACGUUGAUGAGGAGUCUGAUGCAAAAAUGGCUGCUGCUGUGAUAGUUGACUCCAAGACGGACUAUCCAGCAGCGUGCAAUGCCGCUGAAACGCUGUUGAUUCAUUCUAGUGUUUUAAGCACCCAUCUUCCUAUUAUUGGUACUGCGUUGCUGGAUAAAGGCGUCCAGCUUCGAUGUGACGAAAAAGCGCUCGCGCUACUUGAAUCGCUUUCACUUUCUAAACAACUAUCUGCACUCAUUAUUCCCGCAACCCCAAAAGAUUUUGACACUGAGUUCCUUGACUUGAUUAUGGCAGUAAAAGUGGUUGAUUCUUUGGAAGAAACGAUUAGUCAUAUCAACACUCAUGGGUCAAAACACACCGACGUUAUAGUGACUUGCAACAAGCAAACUGCUUCGCGGUUUAUGGCCCAAGUAGAUGCUGGAAGUGUGUAUUGGAAUGCAUCUACUAGAUUUACCGAUGGGUUUAGAUAUGGUUUUGGUGCUGAAAUCGGUGUAAGCACAAACAAAACUCAUGUGAGAGGUCCAGUGGGACUUGAAGGAUUGAUGAUUUAUCGAUACCGAAUCUAUGGAAACGGACAUACUGUUGCGCCAUAUAAUUCCGGCGAAAAAAUGUAUUGUCGUCAGGAAAUAUCUUUAUCGGAUGCUCAAAAACGUAUUUGAAGGAUACUGCU